AAUAUUAAUUCAUUUUAUUAUAAUCUCUCUCUUUUACCUCUCUCCCAUUUUCUCUCUUUCUCCCCCUCUUUCUCUAAAAGAAAAACUAAUUAACAAGAAGAGAGGGUGAAAGGAAAAAAAAAAAAAUUAACUCAAAAAGAGAAAGUGAAUUUCCUUUUUAUUUUUUUCAAUUCAUAUGUAGAAAAAAAAAUCAUCAUUAGCAAAUAAAACAUAUUUAAAUUAAAAGGAGAAAAAUGGGGGCAUAUAGGGCUGAUGAAGAUUAUGAUUAUUUAUUUAAAGUUGUUCUUAUUGGUGAUUCUGGUGUUGGUAAAUCAAAUUUACUUUCACGUUUUACAAAAAAUGAAUUUAGCCAAGAAUCUAAAUCUACAAUUGGUGUUGAAUUUGCUACAAGAACAAUUCAUGUUGAUGACAAAAUUAUCAAAGCUCAAAUUUGGGACACUGCUGGUCAAGAAAGGUAUCGCGCCAUCACUAGUGCAUAUUAUCGCGGAGCAGUGGGUGCCUUACUGGUUUACGACAUAACACGCCAUGUAACAUUUGAAAAUGUAGCAAGAUGGCUCAAAGAAUUGAGAGACCACACAGACCAAAACAUCGUAGUAAUGCUCGUAGGGAAUAAGGCGGAUCUCCGCCACCUCAGAGCUGUCCCCACGGGCGAAUCAAGUGGUUUUGCAGAAAGAGAGAACACUUUCUUCAUGGAAACAUCUGCACUUGAGGCACUCAAUGUAGAGAACUCAUUUACAGAAGUACUCACUCAGAUUUAUCGAGUGGUUAGUCGAAAAGCACUUGAUAUAGGAGAUGAUCCAGCAUCUGUACCAAGAGGACAAACAAUUAACAUUGGGAAAGAUGAUGUAUCUGCUGUUAAGAAAGGUGGAUGUUGUUCCGGUUAAGCAAAAUGAUCGAUCCAGAGGUGAAUCCAGAAUCUAGCGUCAACAUGUUCAGAAUGGUAUACACAAAGUUGGAGAAGAAAAUAAUGAAUUCAGUUGAAUUCUCCGCCUCUGGAUGCAAGUAUGUAUGUAUAUAUAUAUAUAUAUAUAUACAUACACACACACAACAAAUCACAUUUUCAACAAAUAUAAGUUAGACAAAAGAACUAAUAGCACAGUAUAUUGUGGAGGAUGGAAGUACAAUUAGCCUAAAUACUUUGAUGUGUAAUUUGUAAAUCAAGGGAAUUUCAGCUAAGAAAACUUUCUAGUUGCCACAAAAUACUUGCAAUAGACUGAAUGCCUAUGUUGCUCGGACUCUUCAAAAAUGUCGAUGGAUGCGUGUUUGAUCCUCCAAAAGUAGUGCAUUUUUUAAGGAUUAGGCACAAGUGCAGCAUCAUUUUUUGAGAGUCCAAGCAACUCAAGCUCAACGUUACAAGAGGUUGCAUUUUGCAUUGUUCUCUUAUCUUCAUCUAUGCCAAGCGGGUGGAGAACUAUGAGUUCAGCAGAAUUCAAUAGCUUUGACCCCAAAACCUUGUAUUUGAUUAAGAAUUCCACUUAAUAAGUAAAAACAAUUUAUUUAACUUAGUAAAGUUGCAUCUUUUGUAAUUAUCGAUUUUUCAGCAUUAAACAGGAUGCUGCGUGAGAAACAAAUCCCUCAAGAGUUCCUUUUUGA
This is a messenger RNA of Capsicum annuum, 1593 nucleotides long. RefSeq names its product ras-related protein RABA1f-like. Gene Ontology annotation, cellular component: endosome. The transcript is spliced from 2 exons. Bases 234 to 884 code for a protein of 216 amino acids. NCBI's taxonomy places the organism in Eukaryota, Viridiplantae, Streptophyta, Magnoliopsida, Solanales, Solanaceae. Gene Ontology annotation, molecular function: GTPase activity; GTP binding. The record is from RefSeq and is a predicted model, not a curated record.